Saprolegnia parasitica CBS 223.65 is the source of this 1980-nucleotide messenger RNA. RefSeq lists its product as hypothetical. The coding region runs from base 138 to 1934 and encodes 598 amino acids. The record is from RefSeq and is a predicted model, not a curated record. Lineage: Eukaryota; Oomycota; Saprolegniomycetes; Saprolegniales; Saprolegniaceae. Gene Ontology annotation, cellular component: membrane. Gene Ontology annotation, molecular function: symporter activity. The transcript has 2 exons.
CGCCGAGAUUGCCUUUUGACUUUGCCCUUUCUGGGCGCGUGAUCUGAUCGGUUCCGUAAUGGCUUGUAUCCCACUCUUGCGUCGCGACGCCACGAACGUGUUGUUCGUCGUUGUGCCAGACGCCAAAACACUCCCGCAUGAACGAAGCGCCGCGUCGCGUGCCACCGAGCCCCGUGCUCGAGUAUGACUACCCUGCCGAGCUCUUCGCCCCCGCGCCGCGCCGACAGACGGCGUACGACCGCCUCCGACAGGCGUACACGCACCCGACGGCGCGCCUCUCGCUCAACGACGACGUCGGGCCUGACAAGGCGCCGCAAGCGGUCCUGCCGUGUCUCGCACUCUUUACGUCCGUCGUGCUCGGCUUUGUCCUCUCGUACGGCGUCGAUUACGCCCUCGAUAAACCUCCGAACUUUGAGAACCGGACCCAAGCCGACUACGAGGCGCUGCUCGCGUUCACAACCAAGCGAUCGUCCAUAGCGCGCUGGCUCGACCUCCCGGGCACGCUCUUCGUGCGCGCCUUGUCCUGCCUCGUCGUGCCCCUCAUUUUUGUCAACCUUGCCAUGGGCGUCGCGGAGCUCGUGCAAACGGCCAAGCUCGGGCGCGUCACCGCCAAGAUGCUGCUGUUGUUUGCGCUCACAACCAUGGCGGCGGCCGGCCAAGGCCUCCUUUGGAUGUCGAUCGUGCCCGAGGAGCGACUGCGCACCAACCAAACCAACAUCUUUCAGGUGGACACUCGUCCGCGCCGGUUGAUGUCGACCGAGGUCCUCUGCCCACUCCAGAACGAAACGUACCUUGUCUGGAAGGGCGACGAGCUCAGCUGCAGCAACGAGAAAUCGUCGGCGGCCGCGUUCCAGAUGCGCGACUCGAACCGCCUCUUGGCGAAUGUCUACAGCGCCCGGCGGAGCGUCAAGAAGCUGUCCGUGGUCGACGUCAUCCAAAGCAUCUUCCAGAUGGUCGUGCCGAGCAACCUCUUUGCGUCGUUCGUGCAAGGCGACCUCCUCAGCGUCGUCGCCUUCGUCGUGCCUUUUGGCCUUGCGAUCGCGCGUAUCUUCACCAUCAUGAUCGCCUGGGUCAUCCAGACGGCGCCCGUUGCCGUCCUCUUCAUGGUCGCAUCGACGCUGCUGUACCCCGAAGACAACAACGCCGCGAGCUACGGGUGGGCCGUCGACGGCGGCAGCCUCCUCUCGGGCGUCGUGAAAGACCCGUCUGCGCUGCCGUUUGAGCAAAUCCUGGCGCGUUCCGAGUACUUUUUCGACAACCUCACGGCCGAAAAGUCGUCGAUGCUCACGUUUCUCGGGCUCUACUUGGCCGGGUGGGUGCUGCACUGCUUUGUGUUUCUGCCCACGCUCGUCCUCCUCACGACGUCGCAUGCGCCGUGGACGUUCCUUCGGCGCAUCAUUCCCGCGCUCUCGUUUGGCUUUUUCAGCGCGUCGGCGUUGGCGUCGAUGCCCCUUUUGAUGAAAUUCAUGCACCUCUCGCAGUUUGUCUCGCGCCACAUCACGCGCCUCGUCGUUCCCGUCGGCACGGGCGUCCACAUGGACGGUGUCGCCUUGUACGUCUCGUCGGCCAUGGUAUUUCUGUUGCGGACGCAGAGCUACGACCGCAGCGCGCCCGUGCCCGAGGCGUUUUUGCUCAACGGCGCCAUGUACGCCAUCAUCUUUGUGUGCGCGACGGUCGCGUCCUGGACCAUGCCGCCGCUGCCGCACAACGGGCUCCUCGGGCUCACGUUUGUGUGGUUUACCGUCGUGGGCGAAGUGCGCCCGACCAAUUUGCACUGGAUGAUCGCGAUGGAUGUCGUCACCGACCGCCUCUCGACCGUCGGCACCAUGAUAUCGAACGCGAUCGUGACGCUUAUCAUCGCGUCGUCGGUCGACGAGCGCUACGCCGACGAGCAGGACCGACGCGUGGACCAGCACGAGUGGCUCUCCGAGUAGAUGUGGUUCUUAGCGAUAAUCUAUCUAUCAGUGUACGGUUGGUGUC